Molecule: messenger RNA, 773 nt
Organism: Caenorhabditis sp. 36 PRJEB53466
Lineage: Eukaryota; Metazoa; Nematoda; Chromadorea; Rhabditida; Rhabditidae
Source: the annotation of a GenBank genome assembly
AUGUUGACUCCCAGUUUGGAUGGUCUGUCGCGCAUUAAAAUCGAUUAUAAGCAGAUCGAGCUGUUGCGAAGGGCCGCUUUGGCCAAAAAUGUCAAGGUUACUCCAGAACAUUUCAAACAACUCGACGAAUGCGGAAGCGUCGGUAAGUUGCAUCUUUUUUUGUGCGUCUGUUUACAUCGUCUAGUUUUAGACGAGGUAAUUCCACUUCCAUCCACCUCGGCGAUCGCUUUUGACGAGUUUGAUCGCAAAACCAACAAGCGAAAAAUCGAAGAAGAGAAAAAUUUACUGGUAGUUAAUUUUUCACAUUCUUUUCGACAAUCUGCAGUGAUCGAUUUUGCAGAGUGGUGAAAGUUGCCCGAGAUGUAACUGUCGCAUGUUGCGCUCCGUGGACCCGGGACGUACGGACGGGCGGCUUGUGCUCGAGUGUAUGCGUUCAAACUGCCUGGCUUCCAUCAAAUUCACCACUCUUCCUGUCGGAACCGUCAUUGGACACGAAAAAGAGCCCAGAGUAUGUUUUGUUUUACUUUUCGAAAUCUCAUUUCGAUCUUCUGGCUCUUCAGCCGCGCAAUGCGUACAACUCGAUGUCUCGGUACUAUCCGAAGGGCCGUUACACUCCGACGCCUUCAGAUGGUGAAGAAGAUUCUACGCCUGGACCGUCAAAGCGAAAGCCGCGCGGCGGUGCUCACAAGAAGGAUGAAAUUUUCGAAGUCAAGAACGGAAGAGACCUGUAUGUUAGAGUUUCAGGCCAGGACGUUUCGGCCCGCAUUUGGUAA